AUGAUUUUAUCUGAUGAUGAAAGAUAUUCAUUUGUGUGUAAUGGCUUCUAAGGUAUAUUAAUAAUGAAUAUUGAGAAUAAAACGUAACCUGUACUUUUGAGCUAGCAGCCCCUUGAUGGUUGGGCUUAAAGUGUGAUUUCGAUAUUUAACUAAAGUUAUCUCCUUGCUACUUAGAUAGAAAAAGGUGAAUUAGUCAUCAUUAAUAUUGAAGAUUUAGAAAACCCUUACAUUUAAUCUAAGCUGCAAUUUCCAGAUGAAAAUUCAAAUAGCGUUUGUUUGACGCCAGAUCAAAAAAGUGCUUAUUUUAUUGGAAAUAAAGGAUUAAGGCAGAUACCUACUUCUGUGAACUUGAUAAUACACACUUAAUUAUAACUUCAACAAACUGAUAAGAGCGGAAAUAGUUACUUCAAGGAUUUAAGUAUAGGUUAAAGUCUAUUGGUUGGAUAAACUGCCUAAAUAUUUUUUAUACCUCUUUAUAUAUAAGUUCAGGUAAAUAUAAGAAAUGUAUUCUAUUAUAGAAAUUUCUAGAUUCAAACUCUCCCUAAUUGGAUAACAUAUAUUCCUCAAUAUAAUUAACUGCUAAUUUAAGUUGAUAAAUCAGGUACUUUUAAUAAUUUCUCAAAUGAAAAAAAAGGUGAAAAUAUUCUGAUUUUAGAGUGCUUAAUUCAAUUAAACGCAUAAAAUUUUGUCACUUAAAACAUCAAGGCAUCAGUUUCUUAGUAAAUCUUUAGUACUUUAAUAAAUCAAGGAUAUAUAGACAAUUAAGGUUUUUUAACAUCUAAACUUGACCCUAAAAUAGAUUUUUAUUUAGAUUUUUUUGACGAUGGAAGCUUCUCUUAAAGUAAUGUAGGAACUCCAAAUAUCCUAUUAGGUUUUUUAUUUAAAGCUCCUUAAAAUUCAACUAUAAUUUAAAGAAUUUUAAUGAAACAAGUUUGA
Tetrahymena thermophila SB210 is the source of this 936-nucleotide messenger RNA. Its product is annotated as MFS transporter, putative. NCBI's taxonomy places the organism in Eukaryota, Ciliophora, Oligohymenophorea, Hymenostomatida, Tetrahymenidae. The transcript is spliced from 3 exons. The record is from RefSeq and is a predicted model, not a curated record.